AUGGAAAACCCGGAGGAUUCUAUGUUCUUCAACCCCUUUGGGGCUCUGAAAAGCCAGAUGGACUUUAUUGGACAUCAGAUGUUGCGGCUGUUACAAGUGAUCGGACAACCACCAUGUGACUGUGCCAAUUGUGAAACACAUUUACAUAACAAACCAGCGAACUUACAGUUGAGACGUCAGAGUUCAUGUGACCACAAAUCGAACGCUUCGGAUCGUGCACAUUCUGAAGAGUCCACGGCUGCCGGGCCGCUGAAGCCGUCGAUUGGAGGAGUUGAUUUAGCUGGAUUUCAAAGUAAGUUUUGGACAGGUUUGGUCGUAUAAAAUAUUAUAAAGUAUUUUUUGUUAUAGAAAAAAUUUAACACUCAGCCUACAUAAGUUAAGACUAGUUAUAACUUUUUUUUUUCAGAAGGCAACCGUCGUUCCAAAUAUUUCACAGAAGAAGCCAAGCUCAAAGUCGCUGAAUACGCAGUAAUGCACGGUGCGUCAGCAGCAGCCAGAAAAUUUGGAAUCGCCCCUUCUGUAGCAGCGUAUUACCAACGCAAAAUGAAGAAGAACCUUACGGAACGUCGGAUCCACGAUGACCUUCGACGUCAAGGAAGCACGGAAGAAGGCGAAAGUGGCAACGAAUCCCCACUCACACCCAACGGUAACGGCUUCACAUUUGCCUUCAGACAACGCGGUCGUCCCAAGCUGAUUGGCGACGGUCUUGACGCCGAGCUCGUGGAGCACAUUGUCGAAGUGAAACACUCGAAACCCACCUUCAACGUGACCGCAUCGUUCGCUUUGGCCGAAGCCAAACGCUACAUCGCACAGCGUCGGCCCGAGCUACUGGAAGAGAACGGUGGUAGCGUGAAUCUGAAGAUAACGUGGGCCAUGAAGUUGGUCAAUCGCGUGAAUGAUAGGUAUCGUGAAAAGUACGGUGACGUGAUUCAUCCGAUCGGCCAGAAAUUCGACAUAUUUGAGGAGAAGAACACACUGAACGAUCAGCUUCUGAAGCUGUUUUCUGGUAACGAUCCCACGAUGACUCCAGAAUUACUGACUCAAGUUAUGAUGCAGAUGCAGGAGGGCAAUAUUGCUGCAUGUAAGUUGAUAUUUUUCAAAAAUCAAGGUUUAUAUUAAAAAAAUCUUUGGUCCAAAAUAAUAUUGUUACCUAAUUUCAGUGCUAGACCCAUCACUGUUCAAUGAAAGUACUUCAAAAACCCAAGAUCUAAGCCAAAGCCAACAAGUUCCGGAUUCUGAAUCUCCGAAGUUGUUCAACCAAUCCAUAGACCAUGAAUUUGACACUGAAAUCAAGCCUGAUGACUACAGUAAACUAUUUGGUUCUGGCGUGGUUUCGGCGGAAAUUUAA
Messenger RNA from Bursaphelenchus okinawaensis, 1348 nucleotides. NCBI's taxonomy places the organism in Eukaryota, Metazoa, Nematoda, Chromadorea, Rhabditida, Aphelenchoididae. The record is from the annotation of a GenBank genome assembly.